Messenger RNA from Porites lobata, 11693 nucleotides. The record is from the annotation of a GenBank genome assembly. NCBI's taxonomy places the organism in Eukaryota, Metazoa, Cnidaria, Anthozoa, Scleractinia, Poritidae.
UCUCUUUGCUCCUGUUGUUCGAAAUUCAUUUGAAUAUCAUACCAUAGCCUUUCAUGAGGAAACGGAUAAAGCUCAAUUAUUUACGAAGAAUUGAAGAGCCAAUAUUAUGACCGCAUUACUUCAACUUGACUUUCAGGCUGGAAAAAAAUUCGAACAACGCACGUGAGCGAACCUGUCACGAACCGCUGCCAUUUGGCAAGCUCAUUUUACCCACGCUCAGUUACUUCAGUGCACCGUUUUGAUUUGUUCUUUUACAAUGUGGCCCUGGAAGUCUUCUAAACGCUCAUCAGAAUUUAGGGUAAGAAAAUGCAACAAGGUGAAGGCAACAGAGUGGAAGAUAAAAAAACGGCUCUUUUGUUAAAAUAUCGACUGGCUGACUCAAUGCAAGUUUGCCUUUUCUCAUUUGUUUUUAAACUUUCAGUUGCUGCUGGCUACUUUUUGCUUACCUUGUUUAUUACAAAUAGUAGACAGAAUAUGAUGAAUGGAAUACUAAGUUGGGACUUAAUUUAGUACUUAGUUUAGGACUUAACGAACGAAUAUCCUUUUUUGUAAUUGUAAUUUUUCUCCUUGCGGAAUUUAUUGCCAUAGAGUCGUUUCUGUGUUGAGAAUUUUUUGAUGACAGCUGCCUUACGUCGCGCCGUCAGCUAAACCAUACUAGCUAUGGCUAAACAAAACACAAACAAUUAAACAGUUCUUUUGACAUGGCCCCUUAAUUUUUUAUCGCUAAUCUGAAAAAGUGCGAUAUUUGACAACUCGUCUUGUUAUUUUAUGCCUUUUAUGUGUUAUUCAGUUUGGGGUUAUUUUGAAAAUCCAAUUUUUUAAUUUAUUUCUUUUUUCUGUAAACUGGACGACUAAACUCAAAUGGAAAGUGUAAAAUUUUACUGCUUUUGUCUUGGUUAUUACACAGGAUGACUCAUCAAAUUUGGUGAAUGCUUUGAGAUGGUUGAUUGAACAGAGAAGUGAAAAUUAAAAUUGAACGUGAACAAAUAUAUCAUCCUUAAGUAAGAGAUCUCGUAAAACUUUAUUUCUAACCACAAAAAUAGGGGGUUAAAAAUUCUUCAUGAUUGAUAAUGAAAAAUGAUUGUAAUAUUUUUGCGGCUUUUGUUUGCUGUUAUACCUAUUCAAAACAGCCUUGCAAUUGUUUGUUUCAUGCAUCACAGAGUAUUCACAUCAUCAUGUUCAGUGGGCUUAAAAAGCAUGCACUAAACUGUUUAGUCACUUAGCAACACCAGUGGUGCAUGCUCAGUUCUGCCUUAAAUCACGGGGUAGAGUUUUCAUUACAUUUUUGUUCUUGGCUAAAACACAUAUAACGGUAGCAGCAAAGAAAACUCUGCUAGCAAGGGUCAAUCCUCUGCAUGGCCUCUAGAAAGGUUACUAAUAUAAGUAAUAAUUGUAUUUGACUGUACAAGUGCAGCACAUUACAUGAAAAAUGUAGUUUUGCCUUAGUUGAUAUGGAGACUGAUAGUUGUAAGUUAUAGGAAGAUUAAUGUUUGUUGUGAUGUAAUCAGCCCAUAGUAGACAUAUACUUGUACAUGUUGCCCCUCCAUGACUGAUGUUUGUCUUUUUGUUUGCAGUAUGCAUCAGAUAACUCCAAGUAUCAUCCGCACCCUCAUCUUGGAUUCCACAUGACUCAGCGUAUGAUGUACCUUAUGAUGGGGUGCCUGUGCUUUGGUGUGCUUCUUAUUCUAAUAAAUAUUUAUCAGCUAAGAAGCAUAAAUGCUGGUUUGGCUGUUGGUGAUCCCGAGUUUGGAAGCUCAAGCAGACCAAUUGUUUGGAUUAAUGGCAAAAAUGUAAGAAACCUUUACUAGUCAUGGACUUUGCAGCGUCUUCUCGUCUGUUGAACUCAGAGAGGCUUUGCAUUUGUUGAACAAAUUAAUUGCUUGAAAAAUCCUCAUUGUUUUUUUCUUUUUGUACCUGCAAUAAAUAUGUCUUUGUUAUACGUGCAUGAUUAUCUAAAACUAUGCAUAGAUUCUCCUAUCCAUAUCUCACUCAUGAAGGUAUGUUUAAUAUUUUUGUGCAACUUUUAACAGAAAGACAGACUGUAGACGCUUCAAAAUAAGAAGUACAAAUUUCAGGAAAAGUACGGUCAUAAACAGUGCAUUAUUCUAACUUUCAUUGCAGCUGAGAACAGGCUACUUGAAUCAUGUGAUAGCUGUGUUCAGCCGCAUUGGUUACACCCGGACAGAAUCACGUAAUCGACUUUUUGAUGUCAUGUGGUCACAUGAUUAUCCAUUUGGUGAACUUAAAGAAAUGCUGCAAAAUUUAGAACCUCAUCAAAAGGUUAGGAAUUUAUUAGAUAUAAUAGCAAGCUUAUUAAAACCUCAUUGAAAAUGACCAAAAGUUGAUCUUUCCCUCUUAAAUGUGGUCUGUCUGUAUAACAGUCAUUACUGUAUUCUUCAAAUUAUGCAUGAGUAAAGAAAAAGCAUUAUAAGCACUCUAUUAAACCAAACUAAAACUCUACUUCUCAUUCUUUUUUAUCAAACUCACUGAUAUGCAUACUUUUGUUAUUCUUGGAAUCUGAACUGCGAGAGGCUGAACUAUAACUGACUUUACAUGUAUAUGUUACAGGUCAAAUUUGAUUUCAGGUUAAUUUUGAUUUAACCUAGAUUGAUUCUCAAUUUCCUUUGUUUCCUUCAUGAAUAUGAACAAUUGUUCUCUCCAAUAAACAACUGGAAUGUAGAUAUCAUGUACAGUAAUUGCAAAAACUACUUGAAACUUUUUUUAGUACGUAAAACACUGCCAUUUAACUGCGAGAAAUGCAUUUUAAGUGUACUGUAGUCUAAAGACAGAACAAGAACAAGCUCUUGCUAGAUCACUGACAUUAACAUGUCACAGGCACUUUAGUUUUCUACAUUUCAUACAAGUGGCCACAUUAACUGGGUAAAAGAUUCUACUGUUUGGGAUUUGAAAACAUGGCCGACUUGGCUGUAUUUAUGUGUGAUCGAAUAAACGUUUUUUUUUACAAGAAAAUCUAUGACUGUUUUGCCGGGCCAAAAAAAGUGGUUGUAGUAAUGAGGUGACCAUAUUACUGAGGUGGCUGUUAGGUGGGGUUCCACUGUACCUGAAAUUGUUUGGUUGUUUUAAAUUGUUAAAAACCAUUUAGCCUUGUAAAAUACUAUUUUAAUCCUUUAUCUUUUUUUAAAGAUUUUUGAGACUACCAAAGUAUUUUAUUCUGUAAAUUAUGCUAUCUAUUUCUUCCAGAUUAAUCAUUUUCCUGGAUCAGGUUACAUAACAAACAAAGUAAGCUUGGCUGUAAAUCACUUUCCAUUUAUUCCACCAGCCUUUGUGAUACCAAAGGAUUCUGACAAAUUUUUGGAAGAGGCAAGUUCAAUAUUCACUAUUAAUUAAGAACAUGUUAUCACAUGUAUUAUUAAAAACUGAAUCAUUGGAUAAUGCAAUUCUAGCAUUUUGAUUGGCUUAGCCAUUAUGGUAUAUGAGCUAUUAUACCAUGCUCUCCAUAUAUGGUUGGUGUACGCGUCAGUUUAAAAUUGGAAGCCAGCUGAGAUUUUUUUUCGCGAAGGAUAGAACGGCGCCCGAAGCAAAUUGUUUUAGUUCAUUUCUUAGAAUACUAGAAAUGCGAUUUCGUCGAAAGAAAAAAGACAAAAACAAACAAAAAAGCCACAAGAGCUUGUUUGAAAGUUUGUCGAAAAACACAUGAAAAUACAUGGAACUAAAGUACCUUGACCAGCUAUGAAAGAUGACAAGUGUUGUUUCUUCAUGAUCGCAAAGCCAUUAGCCGAUCGAGUCACUCACCGAUAGAUAACUGCGGCUUGUUUAUCCGACAUCAAGAAUAUAAAUCACAAGUAACCAGCUAACCAGCUGAGAAUACAGGCUAUGCAGCCAUUCACUAGAGCAAUCGAGGCGGCAGUAUAGCUUCUUUUCUCGUUCAGCAAAACCAGCUUGUGGCUUCAAACAACUUCAUAACAAGCGACCGAGGUAAUAGUUUUUCUCCGUUGUUCUUACUUUUAUAACUGCACCGAAAAUCCAAAUUCACAGUAAUUUCGACGGCUGUCACUUAAAAAUUCUUUUCCUUCACAUUAUCUGUCAGGUUUUUUUAGCUGUUCUGCUGUGUAAAAUCCUAGAAUCCUGAUGAGUUUUUAAAAAACUAAUGCUCAUCGCUACAAUGUUUUGAUUUUUCAUUUAUGCAGUCCAGGCGAAUCCGCUCGCGCGUUGACAGUUUUGAUAUACGUGUGACAUGUGAAUAGCGGAAGUCCCUUGUCAGCGAUCCGGUUUGUUCUAGGCGGGGAGAUUCAAAGAGAUUUUGUGGGCGUUUUUAAUAAAACAAUUAUUCCACUCGCCCUUGUUGGAUAUGACAUGAUUAUAGCCAACUCGGCGCUACGCGCCUCGUUGCCUAUCUAUCAUCUCAUAUCCAACGCGCCCUCCUUGUGGAAUAAUUGUUAAAUAACAUACAUGUAUACCACAGAAUAAUAUGUUCAACCAAUGGACCUUAAAAGUUUGAAAAGAUCUUUUGGGGCCAUAACUCAGGAUUUGAACUGCUGACCUUAUAAUAAGCAGUUUUUGUUGAAACGUCCAAAACCGGACAUUCAAGGCUUGCAGGGCUGAAAGUAACAUCUGCUGGUCAUGUUGCCUGGCCAAACAAACUUAAGAUUGGCAAUAUUGUCUUCUUAAUAAUAUGACUGGUCAUAUUAACAAGACAUAAAUCAUCAUCAUCAUCAUUAUUAUUAUAUUGAUUCAAUAUUCUCAGCUAGUUUUAUGAUUUACAGAUAAAAAACCAUCCCCAGAAACUGUGGGUGGAGAAGAGUAAUAAUCAUAGAGGAAUACGAAUCAAGUCUCUUAAAGGUACUACUCAGAUUUCCUAGUUCAUGAGUGUAUAAUUCCUGUCUAAUUUUGUCUUCAUUUUUAUGGUUUCUUUUGACAGAACUGGAUCUGAACAAGGGAUCUGACGAUCAUUUUAUCCAGGAGUACAUUGCUAACCCACUUCUCAUUGAUAAACGGAAGUUUGACAUUGGACUGUACACUGUACUUACAUCUAUUGAUCCUCUGAGAGUUUAUGUCUAUGACCAAGAAGUUCUAAUUAGGUAUGACUUGUUUUAGCCAUUUUCAGGGGCGGAUCCAGGAUUUUAUUUAGGAGGGGGUGCGCUCGUCUCUUGCUCUAUUUCAACAUCAAUAAACCAGAAUGCAGAAUACCAGUUGUAUUAGAAAACCGCAGGUCAUCUCAGGGAGGGGUGCGCACCCCCUGCACCCUCCCCCUAGAUCCGCCCCUGAUUUUGUAUUCAUAAGCUGAAUGUAAGUGAAUCACUCUCAUAAAAGUGGUAUCAUUAUAGCAGCUGAAUAUGCCUUCUAUGAAGGCCUUGCAGUUUUCAUUUUAAAUCUUUCUUUUUUUUCAUAAUGUGAUCAGGAGUAUGGCUUUGAGGCUAGAUUCUAUUCGUUAAGUCUCAAUAAUAUUGUUCUGUUUUACACUUGAAAUAAGGAGCUACUCAGAGUCUUAAAGCACUUUGGACAGAGGUAUUGUAGUGCCCCAGCUUGGGUGUGAUAGCUAAACCUUCCCAUUCAGUCAAACCUUAGAAAGCCAUGCAUGUACUUGUAGAUAUGGUGAUGUUGUUUGGAAACAAUCUUCUGAGAUGCUUGUAGUACUCUGUAAGAAGAACAUCACUAUUUUUGUUCUGUAGAUUUUGUGAGAAGGAUUAUUAUCCAUUUGAUCCGGAAGAUACUAAGAAGUAUGUCGUGGAAGAUGCUUACACACAACCCUGGGAGGUAUAGCUAAAAUCCUCUGUUUCCCUUUCCAUCCCUUCCCUUUUGUCUGUUUUGUUGGUUUUUCUUCUUUGCUUUCUUAUUUCAUUUAUUAUAACUAGUUGCAAACAUUUUUGUACAAUAAGAUAAACUGAAAUACAUAGCUGACGGAGACCCUGAAACAUGAAACAGUAUGUUAUGGACAGUUUCAAAUUGCAAAAGUAGAAAAAACAACAAGAAAAGCUUCUAUUUCAUUAACUUCCUUUCCCUUCUUCCAUUCCCUUUGAUUCACUUCAUUUCCUUUAAUUACACUUUCGUUUCCCUUUUUUUCUGUUCCCUUCUGUUCUGUUCCCUUUUCAUCUCUUCUUUUUAGGUGUCUUUCUCCUCUUAAUAACAGUCUACCAUCCUUAAUUCAAUAUUUAGUCCAGUAUUUUGCGUUCUGUUAGCCUCAGCUGUCACCUGGUUGGAUUUUUCUACAGCAAAUUUGGUUAUCUUGCCUUUAUUUCAGUUACCAUCUCUGAAGAAACUGUGGGAAAAUGGAAAGUACAGUCGGAAACUUUUACUAAACACAUACCUCAAACAAAAUGGUAUGUUACUGCUCCUUUAUUUCUUUGUCAGAUUUUAUAAAACGGACAUGAACAUGGGUAUUAUUUCCUCUUAUCUUAUUUACCAGCUUAUAUACCAGCUUUUCUGGACACAGGCCUGCCUAGAGGGAAUGUGCACGAACGGCACUCAUGGGUCCCAUGCGAGCUGCCAUCCCAAGCCACUCCCACAACCCUUAAAGGUUGGCCACACCAUCGGGGUCUACGACCCCUACUCUUUUAGAAUAGUGAGUGAUGUGGGUUCUUUUACGUCCCACAAGAACAAAUCAGUGAAAGUGCUAUGAGACGGGACCUACGGUUUUUCGUCCUUAUCCGAGAAGACUAGAAAGUCUAACCAUUUGCAGAUGUCAUUACAAAGGCAGCACUUUCUUCUCAGUUAUUUAAAGACCCUGAGUGUUGGUCCGGCCGGGGUUUGAACCCGCGACCUCCCGCUCGGCAGACCGGUGCUCACUCAACUGAGCUAACCAGGCGGCGGUUUGUCUUGUAGGUAAAGAUGUUAAUAAGAUGUGGAAUGAUAUUUAUCGAGCCAUUGCAGAGGUAAUGACUACUUAGUUUGUUGUUUCAUUGGAUUUAAAUAUUGUACUGUACAUUUGUUAGAAAAAACAAACAAAUGACGAUGAUGAUUACGAUUACGUUGGUGAUGAUGAUGAUGAAAUUUUAUUUAGACUGACGAAUAGACCAAUCAUAAAAUCAAAGUUAUCUCUGGUAUAAACUGGUACCAACUACUACCCUUAUUCAUUUAGGGUCGAGUGUCGUUAUUCAGUGCUGCAGUGUUUCCUGGUCGUUCAUUUAGAAAGCCUACGAACUGCUCAUACGAACCCGGCCUGCACAGGGAGCUGUACAAAAGCCUAAUCGCAUUUUUUACCUACUCAAUUAAAUUAAUUUAAAAUUCUUUUUUAUUCCAUAGGUUUAUUUAAGAAAGGAGCCAGAUAUGAUUAUGGCAGGUGCAACUUACAGAUCCACGAGGUAAGUGGACAACUUUUGUGACAAGCGGGUGCCGUAAUUCAAACAAGGCGUAAGGCAUUAGAGAGUUUUAGAACCACUUUUAGGGCAUAUGGCGAGCGUCAGUCUCAAAUCGACAAUUCAUUUCAAACACUAGGAAAGAAAGUGUUAAAAACUGUUCAAAAUAAAUUCUUAUGGAUGACAAUGGCAUAAAACUACAUAUUUUUGUGUAGAUAUAAUGAACAGUGAACGACCAGUAAAGGGAGACUUGGUAUUAUAGCAUAGGCGUACGGGAAAUUUUUUACCAGGGGGGGGCGGUAAUCCAUUUGCCCAUAAAUUCUUGCAAGUUGCCCGAAUUUUUACCAAACAGUCGAAAGGAAACUAGGGCCAUGCAACAAAAUAGGCCGUACUGGCAUAUGAAAGUGGCUCGAUACAAUACCUGCCAAGUUUGAGCAUAAACUAUGUCGCCACAAACAAGCAUUUGGAAAAAAUUGCCACCACAGUUGUAUUCAAAGAAGGAAAUUUGGCAUGAUCAGGAUGGCAAUGACAUCGGAGCUGUAAUAGCAACGAAAUGACGCCAUUACCUAUUAUACUUGCAGCAAUAUUUCUCACUGGGAACUCUGUUCUUACAAAAUCGUUCAGGGAAGCUCUUUCCUCCAAUAGUCGCCUCAAUGUUCAUGAAGUUACAACGGAACUGUAAGAGCGUUAUCGAGAUAUUUUGGGAUGAAGUUUUUAUUGUUAGAAAUAAGUUAAAAAAGGAAAAUCUUGAUGUUUAGUCGUAAUCUGAAGAAAACGAAGCGCUUUUGACAUGUAAUUUCACCUCAUAGUAGUUUCAAUGUUUUAAAAACGUGUUUGAAAGAUCAUGGAGAUAGCUUCUGCCAAUUGCUAUAAAGAAGGAUUUGAUUAGCGCUCGAUCUUGUUAGGGGUUUUGUAAACAUUUCGGUCUACUUAAACAAAUUAGUGAAUAAUUUUUAAACCGCUGGAUAGAUUUUUUUUAAAAAAUUAUGAUUCUUCUCGUAAUUCAAACUGAGAAUUAGUCAGCCACUUCUUCACUUUCAGACCCAUUGCUGAUGCGUGUUCUGCCACACACUGUUCUAGGAGCGGGAGUGAAUUUAGAAAGUUAUGCGGAAGUUUAUUCUAAUCAAUUCACGACUGGAAAUAGCCCAUUCCAGCUAAUGCAGUGAAGUACAGUGCCCAACAAUAAAAAAAAUCAGCAUACGAUACCCUUCCCUUAUAACCAGAAACUCAUCACGUGUUAGGCCACGACAUGUCUCGUGUGAACGUGACUGAAUUAUUACGCUGACUUCUGGUUAAAAUAGAAAAUAUUAUCUCUUCAAAAUAAUAAUAAUGAUAAAAAAACAUGGAAACGUCUUCAAAAAUUGGCUUUGCCCAAAUUUUCUCUUGCUGCCCAAAAAAUCUGAGUUGCCCAAACUUUGGGGGGGCUGUAGCCCCCCUCGCCCCCCCGGCCCGUACGCCUAUGUACUAUAGUGGUGCAAGUCCGUAAAAUCGGUAGAUAACAGUUGAAAUUACUGACACGAGUAUAAAGACGUGAAUAGGCUACUGAUGUUUUCCAUCUUGAUUCUUCUUGCAGAAAUUUCUUUGAGAUGGUUCGUUUUGAUUUUAUCCUUGACGCCGACAUGAAAGUAUGGCUUAUGGAGGUAAUCAGUGCUUGUUGUUACGGCCUUUAACUGCAUCAUGGCUGAGAUACAAUGUAAUGUGAUUAAUCCUAAUAUUACCUGGUAUUUUUUAGGUGAAUAUGUCCCCUAACUUGUCUUCAGCAGCACACUCACAUAAUAAACUCAUGUAUGAACAGGUAUGCUAGUAGCUUCUUGCCUCAGUAUUCUCAGUCUCCUCCAUAAUCACAGCUUCUGAGUAGACCUGUACUUGAACUGUGUGUAAGGAGUACUUUCAUGUAGUAUUUCGUUUUUGGUUUCUUUGUUUGUAGUUUUUUCGUACCUUAACACUUUCAUCUUGAAUGUUAAUUCAAGUGAAAGCUACAAGUCGAGCUCAACAUUAGCCUUUCCUGUACGUUCCUGUACUUUACAUUACGCCAUGCAAAGUUGUCCCAGUGUUGAUUCUGUGGGCGGAAACCUAAAUUGUAACCACUGAAAUGAAAGCUACUGAGCAGUACUUUCCUGUGGUACUGUGUAUUAUGCUGUGCAAGGUGGUUCUACUUUUGAGUCUGUGGGUGAAAAACUUAAGUGUGAGCAUUAAAAUGAAGGCUACUGAGUAGUGCUUUUCUGUUUUACGGUUUACUGUGUUGUACAAGGUAGUUCCAGUUUUUGACCAUUCAAAUCAUGGGAGAGAUACUGAGCAGUACUUACCAGUGGUACCGUAAUAACUUGCUUUUCAUGUUUGGGUUUCAGAAUUGCGGGAUUGUGGGAAAUCUAAUCUAGUCUAAGUUCACACUAUAAUGGGUGUAGUAUGAACAGGAACGGCCCAGGCCGCCACAAGUCGUUCACGCACAUCGUUUGCUACACGAAAUUCCAGUCCUCACUAUUCCUCAAUAUUUACUUCCAUUUCAGUGGGCCCAGUUCUCGAUCCUACUUAUUUACGUCCGUUGAAUAGGUGUUCACACUGCACCAAAGUAUUGCACUUAUCCGAUAUGUGAUUCUCCACUUUCGAGAUCGGCGCGGCGCGGCGCAGCUUGACUCCGUCACUGAAAUCGCGCCGCUAGAACCGUUCUUGUGUGUGAACAGACGCCCUGUGAUCCGGUAUGAUUUUCGUGGCGGCAUGAAAGCUACCCGGUACAGUGUGAACAAAGAAAGAGGAAUUUAACAAAUAUGCUGUUUUAUUAUACUUCUGUAUUUGUAAUGAGAUGUACAUGUAAAUAAGUACGAGGUGUUGGUCUACCAUACUGCACCUUAGUGAAACUGGGUCAGCAUUUUUAAAUAUGGUUAUUGUUAACUUUCUGAAAGUGAAGAAUGAUCUUGGCAGUACAUUUACUGCGAUGAUCAUUCUUCACUUUCAUCUACAACCGCAGUUCAAAAAUGAAUUAUUUCAUAUACUUCACAUCAUUGUUAACUUUCUAUUCUAUUUGUUAGGUUGUGUUUAAUCUUCUUGGUUUAGUGGGAGUAGCUACCAGAUUGGAUCAUAGUUUGAAGUACAGGUAAGGAAACUCCUCCAAAGUCGUAAAAUGUUUGCUAACAGUCAAGAAUUCAGUCAGUUGUAUUAAUUACAGAUACCUUGCUUUCAAAGCUCGCCCUCUGAAAAAGACAUGUUAGUCAGUGAUCACGACACGCAGGUUUUGUACGAGACCUGUUCAAGUAAAGAAUGUUCCAAGAGCUGUUAUAGUGAGGUAGGUGUCCUGUGGUUAUUUUCGAUCAUCAUCUUAUCCUUGCUUUGGAAUCUUUUCAUAAGUAGGUUGAGUAUGAUCAUCCGGCUGAACGUAGUCCUGACUGUGACUGACGUUUGGACAACCAGUGCGCUAGUCCUUGAAAAUUGUAGAAAAGAAUGUAAUAUGCUUUAAAUUAUUCUGGUACAAGAUUUUUGUCUACUGAAAAUUAAAAUUACUCAAUUUCCUGGUGGAUUCCGUCUUAACCUUUCCUAGUUAAUCCGCGCCAUGUCUUUUGUUUCUUUCCUUAGAAAUGUCGUCUAUGUUACCCUUGUCUUAGGGAGAAUGAACGAGAGUUUAUCAAAGCUGCGUAUUUAGAGCAUCACCACAGGGGAGGAUACCGUAGAGUUUACCCCCCUCCCCUGGUAAGUAGAAUAAUGUGAUAAACGGUAACAAACAAAAGAGGUUUCGCUUGACUAUUUUUGCCUGCGUAGGUGGCGGUUUCGGUAGAGUUCGGUGAAGAAUUCGCUUUUUAAACGAGUGGCGAAGCCGCCAAUAGAAAUGAGGAGGAGAAACAACUUUCCCUCUCGUAGGCUUCGCGGCUCGUUUGAUGCAUGAGUAGACAAAUAGAGUCUUUCUUUAGCGACGAAGACAAUAGUGUCGAACUUAUUUAAAAUUAUAUACUCCCCCUCUAAUAACUUAGUUUUCAAACCAGACUACCACUGGGAGCUAUAUGUAUGCAGGUUAGAAUGUUACAUCAGAGAAUUUUGUCCACACACACCUCAGGAUUUUCGUGCACGCCCAAGAACAAAUCUGAUAGCGGUUGGUCGUUCUUGUGAAACCUAGUAAAAGUUAGCUCCUCACACUAUCAUUAGUAUAAAUUUGUUGAAUAUCUGUUAUUCAAUCCUCUUUCUCUUUCUUGUUUUUCUUUUAUUUUGUUUUAGACUCACACAGGAGAAACAAGGAAAGAUAGUCCUGCAUUAAGUUUGAGUUCGCCUAAUCAGCUCAUGCAUCAGUGGUUUCAAGCCAUGUGUCAACGCGAUAUAUCAUGGUGUGCUUAGUCUUUACUAUGUAAUUAUUUAGUAUUUAUUAUUUUUUAUCUGUGAAAUAACUGAGAGACAAAACGGUGCGCCCUGAUUUUCGAAAAACGUUUUUCUUAUCAUAAGGGUAAAUUCAGAUGCAGG